Molecule: messenger RNA, 242 nt
Organism: Schistosoma spindalis
Lineage: Eukaryota; Metazoa; Platyhelminthes; Trematoda; Strigeidida; Schistosomatidae
Source: the annotation of a GenBank genome assembly
GACAUGCAACAAAUCCGAUGUUUUCGUAUUCCAAUAACCAAAGUAGAGUCUUCCCCAUUAAAGUUGAAUCUCUGGAUAGUGAUACUGAAAACAGUUGCUUUUCGAUCAAAGAUGAACAGAUAAAGAAAAAGUAUGCGUGCACAUUUCCUGGUUGUGGGAAAAGGUAUUUAACGUCAAGCCAUCUAAAAGCUCAUUAUCGAAUUCAUACUGGUGAACGUCCAUUAGUUUGUGUAUUUCCUUAA